Molecule: messenger RNA, 987 nt
Organism: Stylonychia lemnae
Lineage: Eukaryota; Ciliophora; Spirotrichea; Sporadotrichida; Oxytrichidae
Source: the annotation of a GenBank genome assembly
AUGGUUAAGAGGAGAAAGACUCUAAAUAGUUUAAAAAAGGGUUUGUUAUCAUCGCAAAAAUCUAGAGAAAAUCUUACUAUGCUAAAUGAGAGCACUUCUCUCACCAAUAAAAUACUUAAACUUAAACAAAUCGAAAAUGCUGGUAAUACCUUGAUAAUUAAAGAUGAUAUAAUAAAUAGAGAUGAGAAUCAUGCAGAACAUUAGGAUACUUUAGAAGAUGAGGACUAAGAAGAUGGAAAUUUAAAUGAUUCAUAAUAAGAACUUGAUGAUCUUUGGUUUGAAAAAGAAUUUCGUAAACAUUAUAAGAUAACACAUGAAGACAUUAAUAUUAAGAUGACAAAACUGUUUCAAAAUUGGCUAGUCUAGAAAAAGAAGCAGAUGAAGAUUUCUGAGGUAAAGAAAUAUGACCCCUAGUAUUUAGUUAGUGAUAAGUAUUUGACAUUGUUAAGACAGAAUAAUUCAAGGUAUUUCGAAGCAUUCAAUCAAGUUAAUAGAAAUAACUAUGUCUUUAAGGAAAUGAGCAGAAAGUAUAAAAAGAAAUAGAAUAGUGAUUAGUUUUAGAUUAAAAGUGAUUCAAAGAUACAGGGAUCCGCAAGUACCAGUUAACUGCUAAAUAAUUAGAAUCCGAAUCUAAGAUCCAUCAUUGAUUUAAUCAUCGGCAAAAGGGAAGAAAAUCCAGUAAAACUUACAUCACAGAAAAAGAUUAACAAAAGACUACUAGAGAUCAUGAAACUAAAAGAUAUCAAUAAUGAUAAAAGGAACAAUAAGAUGAGUAUUGAGAAGCAAAGAGAGGAGAUGAUUAAGAAAACUAGGGAAUAGAAUUUCUUUUAGAUAUCACAGACACAGGAUUAGCUUUAUGAUGACAUUAUACAAAUAAAAAGAGAACAGAGAAAAGCUAAGUCAAAGCCACGGACACAGUAUCAAGAAUAUUUUAUCCAAACUAUCCCCAAAAGUGAGAAUGUGCCUAAAGUUUCAAUUAAUGAUUGA